This is a messenger RNA of Gadus morhua (Atlantic cod), 3626 nucleotides long. It is a transcript of the gene piwil2, whose product is annotated as piwi-like RNA-mediated gene silencing 2. Lineage: Eukaryota; Metazoa; Chordata; Actinopteri; Gadiformes; Gadidae. The coding region runs from base 183 to 3437 and encodes 1084 amino acids. The record is from RefSeq and is a predicted model, not a curated record. The transcript is spliced from 24 exons. Gene Ontology annotation, molecular function: RNA binding; protein binding.
GCCUUACUUACUAAUCUAGAAAAAAAAAACGUUCAUUCAGUCAUUAGCUGAGAAGCAAGGUCACUGUGACAGCGUGUUUCUUAACAGUAUUACGGCCACCAUCGAGCGAGGGCAGACGGCAACUUUUAAUUCGAUGUAUAGUGUACAGCUAUAAUAAUUUUCCUCCAAGCCGAAAGACGCAUAUGAAGAAAGCAAACAUAAAUCCACAUCAAAUUUACCAAAGAAUGGACCCUACCAAGCCGCCUACGCCCGGCUACCCGGGGGAGAAGAGUAUGCCCUUGCCGCCGAUGGGACGCGUGCUCAAGCCCGAAGAACAGGCCGCAGGUCGUGGUGGAGGCUUACCGUUCUCCACAGGGGGUAUCGGUAUAGGGCGAGGUUUCAUUACUCCUGGUGGUUCAUCACCUAUGCAGUUUGGCCGAGGAGCAGCAAUGCUCGCCAGUGUACCUUUGGUUGGAUUUGCAAGAGGAAUGCCCACGGCUCAAGACCGAGUAGGGAUCGGCCUGGCGAGAGGCAUGCGGCUCCCUGUAGCUGAACCUAAGGUAGGAACCGCAGCAGAACCGCCCAGUUUGCCAGGCUUGCAUCCAAAACCUGGGCAUGGACAACCGUCUGAACCUAUGGUGCUUGAUAAAACGGAGAAGAAGUCUGAGAAUGUGGCCCAAGGAGAAGUGACAGCCAGAACGAUUGACCUGACCAAUCAAGGCUCCUCUCUGGUGUCCAUGUUUCGGGGGAUUGGCCUGGAACCAUCCAAAGCAUUUAUGGGACGAGGACGACCACCAGGGGGACUGAUGGCGGCUGGAGACCCAACUGCAGAAAUGAGGUUGCCACCAGGCAGCCCAGGGACGGGUGAGAAACCGCAGGACAACACGGUUCCAGUCAGCAGCUUCCUUGGCCGAGGCCUGCCACCCAGUGCGAGGAUGAUGGGCCUUGGACGGGCUGCGAUGCCUUACCUUGGCAUGGGCAGGGGACCCUCUGUGGCUCCCCCUCUCCUCCAGGCCCCCCCGAGUCCUGCCGCCUCCACCACAUUCAGUCUGCCGACACCCCCUACCAGCCCUGCCGCAGAAACUAUGCAGGCUCCAACUCAAAAAUCUCCAGGGCACCCUAUCGGCACUCCGACCAAAGUGCCUCUCGCCAUGGACAAAACAAGCAAAGAGCCACUGAACAAGGUGGGGACCAAAGGACGACCCAUAACUAUAGGAUCAAACCACGUGUCCAUCGGCCUCAAGAACGAGGCAGUGUACCAAUACCAUGUUACAUUUACGCCCAACAUUGAGUCAAUGUCGAUGCGGUUUGCUAUGAUGAAGGCUCACCGCCCGACCACCGGAGAAGUUGUGGCUUUUGAUGGCUCAAUCCUCUUCCUACCGAUGAAGUUGAAGGAUGUGGUGCUCCUGAAGAGCGAACGGCGGACCGACAACCAGGAAAUAGAGGUCAAGAUCCAGAUGACCAAGAUCCUGCCCCCCAACUCGGAUCUCUGCAUUACCUUCUACAACGUGGUGCUGAGGAGGAUCAUGAAAAUGGUUGGGCUGAAGCUUGUUGGACACAAUCAUUUCGACCCACAAAGUGCCAUCAUUCUGGGAAAACAUCGACUGCAGGUGUGGCCUGGGUACACAACCAGCAUCAAGAGAACGGACGGCGGUUUGUUUCUGUCGGUGGACGUGGCCCACAAAGUGCUGAGGAACGACUCGGUGCUUAAUGCCAUGAACAUAAUUUAUCAACAGAGCACGGAGUACUUCCAGGACGAGUGUGCCAAGGAGCUGGUCGGUAGCAUCGUCAUUACGCGCUACAACAACCGCACGUACCGCAUCGAUGACAUUGAGUGGAAAAAGGCUCCUAAAGACAUCUUCACACUCGCUGACGGCUCCACCACCACCUUCGUAGACUACUACAGCAAGAACUAUGGGAUCACAAUCAAGGAGCUGGACCAACCCCUGCUGGUCAAUCGACCCAAGGAGAGGUCCAACCCAGGAGGGAAGCAAAUCACAGGGGAGCUUCUCCUGGUACCCGAGCUCUGCUUCAUGACGGGGAUCCCUGAAAGGAUGAAGAAGGAUUUCCGUGCCAUGAAGGACUUGACGAUGCACAUCAACGUCAGCAGUGAGCAGCACACCACCUCAAUCAACCAGCUCCUAUACAAAAUAAAGAACAACCCCGAGACGAUAAAAGAACUGGAAAAUUGGGGACUGGACGUCAACAGCGAGAAUAUCACUACUGAAGGCCGAAUUCUUCCACCUGAGACGAUCUGCAUGCAGUCGGCAUCCAUUGUCCCUGGUGCUGAUAUGUCCUGGUCCAAGGAGAUCGGCAGAGAGGCUUCCAUCAGCUGUAUCCCUCUACAAGUCUGGGCCAUCUUCUACACCCGGCGCUGUGCGGAGCAAGCGGAGGAGCUCCUGUCCACCUUUCAGAAGGUGGCUGGCGCCAUGGGAAUGCGCAUCGAGCGACCAAUCAAGAUAGAGCUGCGCGACGACCGCACGGAGAACUACGUGAAGAGUAUCCACUCUCAGCUCACCAGCGAGCCCAACAUGCAGAUGGUUGUCUGCAUCAUCCCAGGCAACCGGGAUGACCUCUACAGUGCCAUCAAGAAGCUGUGCUGCGUCAAGAACCCCGUCCCCUCGCAGGUGAUCAAUUCUAGGACAAUUUCGCAGCCUCUGAAGCUGAGAAGUAUUGCCCAAAAGAUCCUCCUUCAGAUGAACUGCAAGGUGGGAGGAGAGCUGUGGACGGUCAACGUCCCUCUGAAACAUCUCAUGGUGAUCGGAGUUGAUGUCCACCAUGAUCCCAGCAAGCGGAACAGAUCUGCCAUGGGUUUUGUAGCAAGCUUGAAUAGCCUGCUCACACAGUGGUACUCCAGAGUAACCUUCCAGUCCGCCCAUGAGGAGAUCAUCAACGGCUUCCAGGUGUGCCUCCUGGCUGCUCUGCAGAAGUACUACGAGGUGAACCACAAUCUGCCAGAGAAGAUCGUGGUGUACCGGGACGGGGUGUCAGACAGCCAGCUAAAUGUGGUGGCCGCCCACGAGGUCCCGCAGCUGCUCAAGUCUUUCAGGACGUUCCCGAGCUAUGAGCCAAAGCUGGUGUUCAUAGUGGUGCAGAAGAGGAUCAACACCACCCUCUACUCCAAGGCCGGGGACCGCCUCGUGACCCCUCCACCUGGGACUGUUCUGGACCACACCCUGACACAGAGAGAAUGGGUGGACUUCUUCCUGAUGGCACAUUCCAUCCGCCAAGGAUGUGGCUUCCCUACACACUACGUCUCGGUGUACAACACAGCCAAUCUGCCCCCUGACCACUUGCAACGGCUCACUUUCAAGAUGUGCCACAUUUACUGGAACUGGCCUGGAACCAUCCGAGUACCAGCACCCUGCAAAUAUGCCCACAAGCUGGCCUUUCUUGCGGGCAUGUAUCUACAUGCCGAACCAGGAAUCCAAUUAUCGGACCGUUUAUAUUUCCUUUAACUCUUUUUAUUUUUCCUUUAACUACAGUGCCUUCACUGUAAUUGUUAGCUAAUCUUGUUGUUUUUUCUUACUGGUUUUACUUUUUCCUUUUAGGUUUUCAUUUGAAUUCCAACCAGUAUUUAUGUUUACUUGUUCCAAGUAUUUUUCAUAAUACUAUAAUAAACAGGGUUACAAACCAAAUGAAACCUA